Molecule: messenger RNA, 1277 nt
Organism: Ziziphus jujuba (common jujube)
Lineage: Eukaryota; Viridiplantae; Streptophyta; Magnoliopsida; Rosales; Rhamnaceae
Product: auxin-responsive protein SAUR36
Exons: 1
Coding region: 577-1080 (167 amino acids)
Biological process (GO): response to auxin
Source: RefSeq, a predicted model, not a curated record
UCUCUCUCUCUGUUCCAAAAAUCGCGUUCCUACCAUCUCAACAAAGCCCUUGCGCCAAUUUUGACUCUCGGAAAUUUUGGGCAUUCGAUUCGGUAUCUCGGUGGUUGAUUUUCAAAAAUCCUUUGAAAAAACGACCUUUCGCUAUUCCCAAUAGCCACCUAACCCCAUCGGAAACAACCACCGAUUUUCUCCUCCGGCCCCGAGAAAGAACCAGAAAAAAAUAAAAAAUAAAAAAUUACAAAUACUUGUAUUUGGGUUGCAGAGCUUCGGAUGAAGUACUACUAUUGCUGCCAUUGGAAUAGAAAUCAAGAAGAAAAUGUCAAACAUACCCACAUCUCUCUCUGAAGUCUGCCUUACAAUCUCCCGUCUGACCAUGUCCGAAGCUGAUCCAUGGCCUUUUUCAUGAACCGCACCAGAAUCUGAAGCCAAAAGCCAAAUUACACUACUCUGAAACCAAGAAAUACGUACAGAGCCCAAAUAAACAAAACCCAAUCUCUCUCUCUCUCUCUCUCUCCCCCUCUGAGGCUUAGGCUUAGUUUUACUCUGUUUUUUGUGUUUUUAAUUUCACAACAGAGAAUGAGAAAGAUACGCGGUUUCAAGCUUGGAAAGCGCCUUUUCCGGGUCACCAGAUGGAUCAUUCGCAGAACCCGGAACCGAUCCGCAUAUCAUCGCCUGGGUCAACCAUCGUCGCCUAGCAUGUCUAAGCCUAUAGCUAAGCUCCUCACAUGGGGUCGCCGGUUGACAAGCGGAGCCAAAUCUUUAUGUUCGAUGAAGCCCGGGUCGGGUUACGUCCCUGUGGGCCACGACCUGGUUGAGAACAAGGCCGCAACGGUUCCUAAGGGGCACUUGGCGGUGUACGUUGGGCAAAAGGACGGCGACUUUCACAGGGUUUUGGUGCCAGUGAUUUACUUCAACCAUCCCCUGUUCAGUCAAUUGCUGAGGGAAGCUGAGGAAGAGUACGGGUUUCAGCACCAGGGUGGCAUAACCAUUCCCUGCCGGAUCUCCGAGUUUGAGAAUGUCCAGACCAGGAUCGCUGCAGGGUCCGGUAGCCGGAAAAUGUCGUGGAAGCGCCAUGUUUAAGGUCCAUGGGGACCAAAAGAUUCCAGUUCAUUAUUAUGAUGAUGAUGAUGAUAUUAGUGUUUUUGAUUAGUUAGUGGUUUUGUUUUCAAUUUUACCGUUUCUUUUUUUCUUUUUUCUUUUUUAACGGAUUGUGAUUUUUGAUAUAUAUGGUGUAAUAGAUUUUAGACAUGUAUAUAUGAAAUUUUUGUGUUUCUUCA